CGCUAGGAUGCUAACAGAAGGGCAAACGGGUGAUUGCUAAGAGUAAAUGUCGUGUGGGAUUGAUAGGAUUAAAUAAGGGGAAAAUUUUGGAAAAAGCGAGCACGGCUGGAAGUCAGACUAGUGAAUGGAGGUCACCGCAGACACUGAGUGAGUCUCGGCGGUGAGACACGGAGGGGGAGAGGGAGGACGGACAGCGGCUAGCCGCCUUCAAAAAUGGCGUCUCCGGAGGAAAAUGAGUAAAAAUAUUAAAACGCGGCCUGCUUUUCUCUACACUUCCUCGUUCGGUUUUCACGCUUUUUUCUCGCGCUGUUUCCUGAAUUUUCUCCAGCGUUAGCGACCCUCUUCGUCGCUUUUUUCCAGCCUUGAACGGCCGUGAAAAGGAACAAGGGGAGCGAAGCAUUUAGGGGGGAAAUAAAAGCAGCCCUGUUUUAUUUUGAUGCGUCGUUACUGACAGCUAGCAUCUGCUGCUAGCACACCGCUCCGCUCCGGAGGGGGGUGGGAACCAUUUGCAUGCAAAGGAGGAGAAGAAGAAGAAGAAAAAAAGAUUUAGAAAUUGGGGAUUUCUUUGCUCGUCUGCUGAGGGAUAUGAUUGCUACCAACGUGGCCCUGUCAAUCGCAAUCUUUUCCAGUUGCUAGCAGCGUAGCCGAAACUAGCCUAAAGAAAGGGGAGGAGAGACGGUGAGAAAGGGACGCAUUCAAGUCAAAUGUUUAUCAGCAUUUCGCCCAUCACCGGCCAAAAUCCGCGGCAUCUUCACCAUGACUGCUUUCGGGCUGCCUUCGUGGAAAUGAUAAAAGGCGUAGGAAAAGGAGGAAGAGUGGCUUUUUUUGGAGGUGGUUGGAUUAUAACCCCGUAGACCCCCCUCUUUUUUCAUCCAGCUUUCUCCUCCUCCCCUCCAUUUCUCUUUCAAUAUGCUGUUUUCCACUCCUGAGGACUUGCUUAUGAAACCGGGGAAAAUAGCCUGAAAACGAGCACGGGAAAGACUGGAUUUUUUUUUUUUUCUCUCUCCCGUAAUCUGCCCUCGUCGCUUUCAUCCUCAUCGCACGCUCUGUACGAGGCAUAAAUGGAUAGAAAUUACCCGGGAACAGGGUUUGGUGAUUUGGGCGCAGGAGCAGGAUGGAGUUACGAGAGAUCGGCUAAAGCAAGUCUUGUAUAUGGGAGUUCCAGAUCAUCCCACCCUGAGUCUGAGCUCCUUCACCGACAAGCCUACGCCACCCCACACCCUCUGCAGGGCUAUGCCACCAAUCACCACCCAGGGAGCUCUGGCCAAGGCGGGGCUUGGGGAGCAGCUGGACGGAGUUUGGGUUUAUCUGGGCUUUUUGACACUGGCCUGCACCAUGCCAGCCCCUCUGCCCCCGAUGCGUCCGUCAUGAAUCUGAUCUCAGCCCUGGAGUCCCGGGGUCCCCAGCCUCCACCCUCUGCCUCCUCCCUUCUCUCCCAGUUCCGCACACCAUCCUGGCAGACAGCGAUGCACACGCCUGCUCCUCCUGAACUCUUCAUCUCCGGGGCCCUUCCUGGCUCUGGCUCUUUCCCCUCCUCCUCGGCACUAUCAGCCUAUCAACAUCCAGCAUCCUUCUCCAGCCGCUCCUUCCCCACCGCCUCGCUUUCCCUCCAGGACACACCCACGUUUAGUCCUACAUCUAAUGGCCUUCUCUCUCCACAUGACCCCCUAAUACACAUCAAAGCCCCUUCCCAGUCGAGCCUGGGUUUUGAUAGACUCCUGUCCUCGCAGGGUGCUGCUGCAGCUGCCUACAGGGGCAGCCAGGAUCCCACGGGUGCCACAUCAGCCCAGGCGUCCUCUGCCAGGCACCUGCAGUCGCACCAGUUCAACCUGCUGUCCUCACAGCUUCAAGAUCAAUCCUCCCAACUGUAUAAUCCAUCAGUGUUUUCCUCAGCCCAGCCCCAGCCUCAGUCCCAGUCACAGUCUAACUCGGCUCAGGAGAGGGCCGUGCCCAGACAGGACAGCGUCAUCAAGCACUACCAGCGGCCCACGCCAGCUCAGUCGCAGCUCUCGUCCUCUGCUGCCCACUCUCUUCAGCACUACCUCAGCUGUGGAGGGGCGGGGUACCAGCAGAUUGCCACCCACCACAGGCAUGCUGGCCUUUCUUGCAGCCCACUGGGUGACCAGAGCCCCUCAUCUGACCACAAGCCCACCUCUCGCACUGAGCAGUAUCGACCAAUCAUUCAGCCCCCCUACUCCUCCUCCUCCUCCUCCUCGUCUUCAUCCUCAGCUGGGAAAGGUACUAAAAGCAGCUCCAGCAGUGGAUAUUCUUCUGGAAGUUCGGCAUCAUCCUCAAGAACUCCUCACACACCCCCCUCUGCCUCCUCUACCUCCUCUUCCUCCUCCUCUUCUUCUGCCACCUCUGGGGCUCAUCCUUCUAACUCGAUUCCCACCUCGAGUUCCAGUGCAGCCCCUUCCCGGCAACAGCCACCUCCUCAGCCAGCUCCACCUCCCCCGGCACCUCAGCAGCAGGCCCCUGCCACCUCCACUUCAGCUCCCCAGUCUCUCCCCAAAUCCUGCCUCUCAGGCUAUGGUUCUCCUGUACCCCCGGUGAAGACCCCCACCUCUGCUCUUACUGGUCAGACCCCGCCCCAACAACAGACACAGUCAUAUUCCCCCAACCAGCCACCUCCAUCCCACCUCGCUCAGUCUUAUGGAGGUUUUAGUUCACCACAAGCUCAAGACCUGAGCUCAGGGACUGGUGGAAAAGGCUAUGGGAGUUUAGGAGGGCGAAGCCAGUCGUACUCCACUGAUAUAUACGGAGCCGACUCUGCUUAUGGAUCACUUCCAUCCUCUCUAGGAGGAGCAGGAAGCCCAUCACUCGGCUACGGAGCGCCAGGUCACUCGCCUGCCCUUUUAAGAUCAAGUGGUUCAUCAGGUAGUGGAGCAUCAGGGGGAGGAAGCAGCAGUGGUGCAGGGAGUGGGAACUCUGGGUCAGCAGGAGGAGCAGGAAAUGGUAUGACGAAUGAAAGAGGUGGAGGAGGGAGUGGUGGAGGGUCUUAUCAUAUUCCAGAUUCCAGCCCCUCCCCAUCAGGCAACUCAGGCAUCAUCCGUCCAGGGUUGCACUCCCCAGUGCCCACCUGCCCCACUCAGUCUCCUGGAGGUGCAGGCUCAAAUAAAUACAUUUCCUCAGUUCUCUCCCCUACUUUUCUAGCCUCACCGCAGGGCUUCCCUGACACCAGAGGCCCCAGCUCUCAGCCCCAGUCGUAUCAUUCCACCUCCUCCAAAACAAAGGCGGACACUUCAAUGCUCGGAGUGGGCUCUCAGAGAUCCCAAGAGGAAGUCGAUGACGAUGAUGAGUUUUUGAUUCAGCACCUGCUGCAAGCCCAAGCGAGUCCUGCUCCUCAGGCUGCUCAUCACCAUCCUCAACAGCAGCCUCAACAGACAUCUCAGCAGACACAGCCGCAGCCCCAGUCAGUACCCCCAACCACUGAUUCAGGCAAAGGGAUGAGCUAUGAUAUGGGUAAGACUUCUGAGGAGAGGUACCACCCCCAGAGUGUCAUACGUACCCACAGUGCCACAUCUACUGCUGGAGUUGGAAAUGCAGGUUCUGGAGGAUCCAUCUCAGGGCUGGACAACCAGCUGGAGAUGUCCCUAAAGAAGCAGCAGCAGCAACAUCAACAACACCAUCACCAACAGCAACAACAGCAGCAAAGGAACGAGAGGUCUGUUGGAAGCAGCCGGAGCAGUGGAGGAAGGAGCAGUGCUGAACAAGUGCACUCCCACCUCCAUCACCAUGACAAUCUAGGCUCCGUUGUCCACUAUGGCCGAGGUGACCCAUACAGCCAGCACUCCCUUGCUCCCCAGCACUCCUCACAUAGUCAGCAUGUGUCCUCACACUCGCAGAUACCAUCGCACACCCAAAUGGAGCUCCAGAAGAAGUCACAGGAGCGUGCAGAAAUCCCUUAUCCUCGGAAAACGCCGGAGGUCCAGCAGCAGCAUUCUCAGUCUCAAGCGGCUGCGUCCCUCAUGGACUCUCCCACGGAUCAGUCCCGUCAGCCGCCACACCUGCUGCAGUCAGUGCUGUCCCACACCACCCGCAACAAACUGGAGCCUCAUCAACAGCACCACAAGAUGGACUCCCACCAACAACAUCAACAGCAGCACCACAAAAUGGACUCUCACCGGCAGCAUCAGCAGCACCAGAAAAUGGACUCGCAUCAACAUCAGCAGCACCACAAAAUUGAUUCUCAUUCGCAGCACCAACAGCACCAUAAAAUGGACUCUCAUCCCCAGCAGCAGCACUCGAUCAGCCAACAACAAGCUGUGAUGGAGAGCGCCGGCGGGAGACUUGGCUCAAGUAAGCAUCAGGCUCAGUCUCAGUCACAAACCACCCAGCUCCAGCUUCAGCUGCAGUCCCAGGCUUUGGAGGUGGCAGCGGCUCACUACAACCACGGGCCCCCACCACAUCAGCACGAGCAGAGCCAGGUCAAACAAAGCUCAGUGGUCUCCUCCCUGGACAUGCUGGAGCGCUCCCUCUCUCAGACCUCCAGCACAGAUGUCACUGUCGCAGAAGACAGACGUGGUGGUGGACCGGGCAGCGCAGGAAGGAGUGGAGGCAGCAGUGAGCGCCACAGGCAGCAGCAGCAGGAGCAGCAGCGGCAGCACCCACCACACCAUCAGCCGCAGCAGACUCACCACUCGCAGCAACACUCGGCCUCCGAACUUCACUCCUUCCUCACCGAGCCAGACAUCGGCUUGUCCACGCCGUCUCACAUGCACCAUCUUUCACAGCACCAUGCGCAGCAGCAGCAGCAGCAGCACCCAACCUCUCAGCACCAACAGACCCACUCUCACCACCCUCACACCCAGCCCCACCCUCAGCAGCAGCCCCCUCACCCUCACCACAUACCCCCACCUUCUGCCUCCGCCCACUCCCAGCCACAGCCGGACCCUCAGCAGCCACUCUCAGCCCAGCUCACCCCUCAGCAGAGCCAGCUGGACCAGCAGCGCUCAGAGCAGCACCAGUUUGACACAGUCAGCCCAGUGGAGAAAGCAGACCAGAAUCAACAAAGUAAUCGCUUUGUACCACUAACGUCUAUCUGCUUCCCGGACUCCCUCCUUCAGGAUGAGGACCGCUCCUUUUUUCCGGGAAUGGAAGACAUGUUUUGUGCAGAGGACUACAAGUCGAGCUGCGCUGGCGGUGCAGGACCAGGCCAGGAUGAGAUGAACGAAAGCCAUGGCGGGCAAGAAGGAAUGGAUUCUAUGAAAGCUGGACAGAGUGCAGGCGGAGCAGGGGGAAGCAGUGGAGCUAGCUAUGAUAUAAUGGGUCACCAUGGUGCAGAUCAGGGUUAUGAACCUUACUGUCAUGGCCUGGAAGAACCCAGCAACAACACCAUGACUCUGGAUCUAGACUCCCUUAAAACGCAUGAGCUUCCUUCCACUGUCAACACCGAGCAGCUUGGAUUGAUACAGUCCCAGGCCCCAGCUAUGGGUAUGGGCUCCAAUACUGCUGGUCCUAACAACGCUGGAGCUAAAAUGGCCUCUGGGCCUGGAGGAACAAGCACAGGAACUGGUUCUGGAGGCCUGCAGUCUCCGAUUUUCUGCUCAUCUCGUCCUAAGAAGCUCCUCAAGUCCAGCUCUUUCCACCUGUUAAAGGAGCGCAGGGACCCCAACACACUGCCUAAGAAAAGCUACGCUCAAGAAUAUGACUUCGAAGAUGAUGAGGAUAAAGCCGACCAGCCAGCUGACAUCCGGUUGAACAGCCGGAGGCUCCCGGACCUUUUACCAGAUUUGGUGUCCAGCUGCAGAAAGGGAGGAGGAGGCGGUGGAUCUCUCAGCCCGUUAAUGGGCGACAUUGAUUUCUACCACUCUUCAGGCUACUCGUCUAUGGGUUCACACUCUCUGCUGCCUCCGGAAGGACCCAAGAAGAGAGGCCGAAAGCCCACUAGGCCCAAAAGAGAGGGACCGCCAAGGCCGAGAGGCAGACCUCGCAUCCGCCCCAUGCCUGAGCCUUACACUCCCCGAGGCAUGAUGGGAGAGAUGGGUGGAACAACAGUAGGAGGCGGAUUCAGUGUGGAGGGACGAGGCCGGGGUAGGGGCCGUGGAAGCAGAGGUAGAGGAGGAAGGAGGGAGGACAUGUACAUAGAAAUGAGCGGGAAGGAGCAGGAUCAGAUGCACCAUCAUCACCUCCAUCAGCAGCAGCAGCUCCAUCACCAGCCCCAGCAGCAACACGAGCCUAUUCCACCUCUCAAGAUCAAGUUGCCGAUCGGUACCCUGUCCUCCUCUGAUGCCUUGCUGAGGACAGACUCUCUGUCUGGCACGGACCCUGCUUUGUCAGACGGCUCAGUUGGCUCGGCUCCCUCUCUCGGUUUAAGUCCUGGACCUCCCUGCAGCACUGAAAGCAGCAGAAGUCAGGACAAGAACAAACAGAAGAGCCAGAUGAUGAGUGAAGGAGUGGAUGAAGAGGGUCUGGAGGAAAGGGGGGACGAGAAGGACUCCGAAUCCAAGGCUGGCUUUGUCGCUUCAUUCUUGGACUUCCUCAAGACGGGAAAGAGACCUCCAGGCUUGGAUAUCUCACCAGGAAUGGAACCAGACAACGGCGACUCUUCACCCUGUAAAUCAGGGGGUCUGCGCCCUCUGUCUCCUGCACCUCCUCCUCCACCUCCACCUCCUCCAUUUGGGGAUGGUGAGGGGAAUGGAGGUCUGGCUCUGGGUAACUGCCCCAGCCCCAAGCGCUUAGAGGAUGAGCUAAAGAGGAACCUGGAGACUUUACCUUCUUUCUCGUCCGACGAGGAGGACUCAGUCGGGAAGAACCAGGACCUUCAGAAGAGCAUCUCCUCAGCCAUUUCUGCUCUGUAUGACACUCCUCAGCUAACGUCAAACAUCCAGCCCCCGCUGUCCCCUCCGCCUCCCCAGCCUCAGACUCAGCCUACUCAGGCCCCUCUCACCCCCACAUUGCAGCCCCCCACGCUUAGCCCCCAACCUGCCAUGCACACUCCUCUCGCUCAGCCCCAGUCCAACGAACCGGACGUCCUUCAGGCAGAAGAUGGAGACAUGGAUGAGAACAAAGAGGAGGAAGAAAAUGAGGAAGAAAGAAGCACAGGAGGGGAUGAAGAGAGCGAUAUGACGGAGGAGAGAGAACCACAGCUGGAAACCCUAGCUGCCCCUAAGCUUGACGCUCCUCUUCCUGAGAUUCCUCCAGAGCCCGCCACCCCUGAGCCUCCCUCCGUCCCCCCAUCUCCUGCCUCAUCCUCCUCCCCCUCUCAUUCCCCCCUCCCUCCCCUCUCGCUCCCCUCACCCCUACCUCCACCGGAGGAACAACGGGAGGAUUCCCAGCCUCCAAGCCCCGUCGCUCCCACCUCACCCUCUCCGCCGCCGCCUCCCCCACCUGCUACCGUCCCUCAGCCUGUCAGUCCGCCUCCUCCGUCAGCCUCCUCUCCACCACCACCACCACCACCCCCACCACCACCACCUGCAGCUCAGAAGGAGUCUCCCAUGCCGUCUCCGGAGUCCCCCGCCUCCCCCGAGGAGCCCCCAGCUCCGAAGAUCACCUCGCUGCACCUCGCCCAGAAACAAGAAGACGCCGCCAUCGUCGGGGAGAGUGAGGAGGAUGAGAGCGAGAGCGGAGGGGAGGGCAUCUUCAGAGAGAGGGACGAGUUUGUGGUGCGUGUGGAGGACAUUCGGACUCUCAAGCUGGCCCUACAGACGGGCCGUGAGCCUCCACCCAUCUGGAGGGUGCAGAAAGCCCUGCUGCAGAAGUUCAGCCCUGAGAUCAAAGAUGGGCAGAGACAGUUCUGUGCCACAAGCAAUUAUCUUGGCUACUUUGGAGACGCGAAGAGGCGAUACCAGCGGAUAUAUGUGAAGUUUCUGGAGAAUGUCAACAAGAAGGACUACGUCAGAGUCUGCUCUCGGAGACCGUGGCGCAGAGCCACACCUGCUCUGAGACGCCAGUCCCUCCCCAGAAUGGCAUCCCCCCCUGCCACCCAGCCGCCACCGAGAGCCACGGAGAAAGAGGACAGAGUGACUCCACCGGUUCAGCGUGAACAGAGGGAGAGAACGAGGACGGCAACCACAGCAACAACGAAAGAGCAGCGAGAGAAGAAGGAGGCUCCAGCUGCCGUGCCAAAAGCCAAGGAGAGGGAGAGGGACGCCGAGAAGGAGAGAGAGAAGCGAGUCCAGCCUCAGCAGGAGAAGGUGGAGAAACGUGGCGGCGCAGCAGAACGAGGCAGAGCGAAGGAGGACAAGAAAGCGCUGGAGAGGAAGGAGAAGGAAAAAGCUGAGCGACCACCCAAGUCCAAGCCAGCCAAAGUGAAGGCGGAGCCACCACCCAAGAAGAGGAAGAAGUGGCUGAAGGAAGUACCCUCAUCGUCUGACUCGGACUCAUCGGAUGAGGCAGCUAGUGAAAAUGAAAUGCCAGUGAAAGGCGGCGUGAACAACCGCGCCAUGAGGGAGAUGUUCAGGAGCUACGUGGAGAUGCUGGUGAGCACAGCCCUGGACCCCGACAUGAUCCAAGCCCUGGAGGACACAGACGAUGAGCUCUACCUCCCCCCAAUGAGGAAGAUUGACAGCAUCCUCAGCGAACAGAAGAGGAGGUUGUUGAGGAGAGUCAGCAUGAGCUCUCAGCACCAGGAGGUCCUGCAUGCUUAUCCCCAGAUCAUCGUAGACCCCCUGGACACAGGAGUGGUGAGGAUCCGGCUAAGCGGUGACGCUUACAACCGCAAGACCCUCAACAGAGUCAAAAAGACCCUGCCUAAACCACAGGACCUUAAACUGUCAGCCGACUCGUACCGGAUCUACAGUCUCUACCACUCUCUGCAUCACUAUAAAUACCACACCUUCUUACAGUGCAAGAAAGAGACCAACACCAUUGAGCAGGCAGCUGAGGACCCGGGCCAAGAGGAAGUGGUGCAGCAGUGCAUGGCCAACCAGAGCUGGCUGGACACCCUCUUCGGCUCCUUCAUCGAGCUGCUCACGCUCAGCACCAAAGCCUGAUUCGAUCGCGUAAAGAGACCGACUUAAAAAGUGAGAGGAUUUUAAAAAACAAAAAGAAAAAUGGAAAGAGAUGGAUCCCACUGUACAGCCCCCUGACCCUCUUCAAAUCUCUAAGGCCCUUGACGAACACAAGAGGGUCUGUUGACGUGACCUCGGACACUGGCCUCUGUUUUUUUUUUUUCUUUUUUCCCUUGUUGUUGAUCAGUGACUAAAGAAAUGUCUUACUUUGUGAAACCCCACCGGAUUAAGGGGUCGAGAGGGAAUUUACCAUUGAUUUUAAAAAAAGAAAACGAAAAAAAAGGGAGAGUCGCGAGGUGGACGGACGGAAAGGAGGAGGAGCCGCGAUGCCAAGUCAACGGAGGAGCCACUGACAUCUUGUUAACUGUGUGUCAUAAAGACAAUAGUUCAAAGAGAAACUAUUACUGCUUAGUUUUUACAUAAAUUAUUUUUUGAAAAGACUAACAUCAGCUGUUGGCUUUUGAAAAGAGUGGAAGAGGGUGAGAAUGCUUUUUAAACUGCGUGUAGAGUGUGCUGUGAGCAGCGUGAUCACGGACUCGUCCACGGAUAGAAACAUGAAAUGUGUAAUAAAUGCUCUCUCUCUCUCUCUCUCUCUCUCAUUCUGUGCUACGUGAAGGGCAGCACCAGUCAGCUGUGUGAUAAUAUAUAAACACAUUUUUAUUAUUUAUAUGAGGAGGUUUUUAACUUAAACUCUCACAAGCGCUGGUUUUUGCUGCCCGAACAUUUGAAAUACCUUUUUAUUUUCCACAGGUUCAGUAUACAAUCAUAACCCACAUAUCCAAGUCGUCUUCCCUCUAUACAAAAGAACAGAUGUCGAGAAAUAUUGUAUCAAAUACAGUGGGUGUAAAAUAACGAGAAAAAAAAGGAGGAAAAGAAAAAAUGGAGAAGAGAAUGGCAAAAUCUAUUUGAAACUUAACAUUGUUGUGCUUCAGUUCAAUCAUCAGUCAUGCAGGUGCAAAGAAAAAGAAGUAAACUAUCCAUUUCCCCUGUGGGAAGAAGGAGUAUAAAUAAGUAAUAUUUAAAGAGGAAAUAGUCAUUUCAUUUUUAUCAUUUUGAUGUUUGUGCAUACUAUGACUUAUUUUGAAAACAAUCUAAUUUUCCAUAAAAAAGGAAAAAAGAUGUGUAAAUAUUGUACAGUUCUUGAUGAAAUUCUUUGUCCUUCUGUACAUUAACUCUCCUGUAUUUGAGAAACAAAUAAAAUCUGCAAAGAACAA
Messenger RNA from Acanthochromis polyacanthus (spiny chromis), 10165 nucleotides. It is a transcript of the gene prr12a, whose product is annotated as proline rich 12a. The transcript has 15 exons. NCBI's taxonomy places the organism in Eukaryota, Metazoa, Chordata, Actinopteri, Pomacentridae. The record is from RefSeq and is a predicted model, not a curated record. The coding region runs from base 1062 to 8933 and encodes 2623 amino acids.